AUGCUGGCGACUGCCUGCUGCACCGCGACAGCUUUCGCGCCCCCGGUCUUGCAAUCGCCCUCGGUUCAACGUUUCCGGGCCUGGGUUGGAGCACGGGCUGGUCAACUUGUAUCCCUUUCGGAGCUGCUUCGCGGGAUAGCCGUCGCACCCGAGGGCCACCACAUCGCCGCGCCACUGCAAGAGGCACUGCUUACCCUCCUAGUGGGCCCGCAGGCCGUCGCCACUUUUGCACGACUCAUCGAGACGCUUCGUGCCCAGCCCUUCGAGAUGCCUGGCCUGCACCCACAAGUCGACCUCGGCACCUCUGCUGCGCCUGCAGCUGUGCGCCAGCGGAGUGAUGCGCAGCCUCCGCCGCUGGAAGACACAUUCAAGCCAGGCUACCUUCUCAUUCGCGUUCAGGACUGGGAGACUGCUGGUGGACAGGUGCAAGAACCGGGGCAGGAGCGGCGUUCGCGCGAUGCCUCUCCAGCUGCCCGCCGCCACCUCACUGCCCACGCCGUGCCCGCCGGCGGUGCGCCUGCCUCGGCAGCCACCGGCGGGGGCGACGCGCGCGGCGCAGCGUCCGUCGUUACAGUGCUGGACGACACGCCCCCCAACACUCCGCGGGAGUCCGACAUCUCCCUCAACACGCCGCCUGCUGUCCCAGAGGCGGACUUGUGUGCGAUCUGCCUGGACCCCAUCGACCCCACAACCACCGGCGAGGCAUCUGCAGUCCUCCACCCGACGUGCGCCCGCCACCGCUUGCACCUCGCGUGUCUUGCGCAGCAGCGGGCCCAAGCCGAUGCUCCAGCAGACAUGCACUGCCCGGUCUGCGCUGCGGGAGGCUGGGCCGAUGCCGACGACCAAUGGUUGCGAGCGGCUUGUGCGGCACGGGGGAUCGAGGCGCCCACACGGCUGCCCGCCCCUUCCACCGUGCGCCCGGGCAUCGCGGACUACACGAUCCGCACAUUCACAUCCAACGAUGCGCCCGAACCUCAGCCACCAACUCAUGUGCGCGUGCUCUGCUGCCGCCGAGUCGCAGCCGUGCGUGGGGACGAAGGGGAAAUCAACUUCGUUGAGCUCCCGGACAGGAGAAUGCAGUGGUCACCCAUCGCCGUCCGCGGCGACACCGGCAUCAUGGCAUGGCGACUGUCGUGGGCUUGCCCGCGCUGCUCGCGAGUGCUGGACUGGGAAGAGGCUGCGGUGCCUGCAGACGCUGGCGCGCCCUGUGCCGACUGUCGCCGGCCUCGGAGUUGGGAGUUCGACGCCACAGCUCGCACGGGCUGUUUGUGCUGCGCUUGCGGACGGCAACCCCAGCCGAUCGCCGGGGCACCCGAGGCGCUCGCCGGACUCCCCGCUGCGCCUGCCAGCGAUCCAGCCCCCGUGCGCGGGUCGUGGUACGAAGUCGGCCCGCCAGCAGGGAACCCGCACUCAGCCACAAACUCCUGGUUGUUCGUGCCGCUUCUGCACGCCGCGUGCGGCACCCUGUCCCCGCGAGCCGUCGAAGCAUGGAGCCGUGAGGAGCGCUGCCAGCCCUGGUGGGGUGAAGCACGCCACACGCUCCUUCGUUCGGCUCCGGUUGCGGCCGCCCUGCUCCUCGAUGCCCUUCGCGAGGCAGCUGCCCGGCACCACACUCCGCCUCCCCAAAACAUCUUCGCUGCAGCCCAGGCCCUGCCCUCCGGCGCUGAGCUGCAUUUAGGUUGGGUUGUUCGUCAGCUCGCUUCUGCCGAAGGCUACAUCCAUGCAGCAGCGCAGGAAGUGUGUUUGCAACUGUAUGGGGGGCUUAGUUUUGCUGCGAACCUCGACCGCUUUUCUGAUGCCUUUCGCCGCGACGACGAGGCGCCGGUCCCUCCUGCACCCGCUGGCCCGCGUCCCGCUGCAGCCCUCGGUGCGCGGCAGUCUGACGGUGACGAUGGCCUCGACUCGCCCGACGACGAGGUCGCUGCCGUUGUUUCGGAGCGCGCCCCGGGCGCUGCCCAGCAAAGGCGUGGGCGAGGCGGAGGGCGUCGCGGCCGCAGAGCAGCACGCGGACACAGGAUCCCAGAGCCUCCGUUGCCUGCAGGCGCCCCUUGCACGGCCGCCGCAGCUCCGACGCAGGCGGAGCAACGGGUUGGCGCUGCUUCCACAGGCGUGCGCUUCGGCCUCGAGCAGCUCGACGACAUUGAUCUCGCCUUUGAGUUGCGCCGUCGGACACUCACACUCCAGAGCACUCCGACCCAACUCCGAGGCAUUCUCCGUUAUGCGCUGCGGACGGGGUUGGAGCAGGCCGUGGCAGGCCCCGGGCCGGACGACACAACCCGUGGCUGGAAACUCUUUUUCUUGGCACCCCGCAUGCUGCUGCACCGCGAGCCCGGCCAAUCGCGCAUCGAGCCCGCCGAGCUCGAGCGGCGUGCGGACGCUUUCCGCCGCGGCGACUGGCCCUCGCUUCUCCGCGCAGCCUGCGCCGCACCUCCCGCGCGGCCUACCCCGCGCUCACCUGCUGACGGGGCCGACCCGGAACGUCGAGCGGCGCGCGCCACCGCGCUCGUCCACUUGGGGGAACUCUCUGCAGCGAGUCGGGCCCUCACUGCUGAGCCACUCGCCGCCGGCAACCAAUCUACGCUCGCUGAACUUCGGGUGCUCAACCAUGUCGCGGAGCCAUGCCCCAUGCCAGACACGCUCCUGCUGGCCAACCUGCGCGCGGCCCGGCGAGGCUCGGCCGCAGGCCCUUCAGGCAUGACUAAUGAGCACCUGCGCUUGCUGCUGGACGACCCCGACGACUUCACCUUGCUCCACCAGGCAGCACUUCGGUUCGCCAACGCUGACGUGCCGGCGCCUGUCUUGGCAGCCGCACGCCUUGGACGAAUCGUAGCGCUCCGGAAGCCGAACGGCCGGGUGCGUGCGCUCGUCGUCGGGGAUGUUUUUCGCCGCCUCGUCGCCCGAGCCUUGGCACAGCACUUCGCGGAGGCGCGUAAAAAAAAAAAAGUACCGGCUGCCCCGCCAGUCUGCCAUGGCGAGAACUCCCCUCGUGGCUCUCCGCCGCCAUUGGUCGAUGGUGGUGACGGCGAGCGGGGCGGCGAUUUCGUCAGGUCUGCGGCAGUGCGCGUCGUCGAGGGAGAGCGCCGUGCCCGAGGACAUGGACGGCGCGGAGGCCGUGGGCGAGGGCGCCGCACACCUUCGCACCCCCUGCCCGAUGCGGAGGACGCUGGCCCACCGCAGGCAGCAGAACAGCCCGCGCCCGAAUCCCUCACAGCAUCCCAGCGACGGGUGCUCUCCGCUGAGGCGACCUCCGCAGCCGGCUUGCAAACGCUUGAUGCCAUAGAUCUCGCGGCCACGCUUCGCAAGCGCGUCCUAACACUGCAUAGCGUGCCGGUGCAAGUGCGCAGCACGCUGCGCACUGCCUUCCGAGCUGGGCUCCAGCUCGUUGCGGAUGAGAGCUCCGCUUAUUCAUCGUUGCGUGGAUGGAAAGCUCUUGUACCUCGCCGUCCGCAUGCUGCUGCACCGCGCCCCAGCUGUGAGCUCUUCCGUCGCGGUGAGUGCCCCUGCCUUCUCGUUGCUGCCGAGGCAGCUGUGCGAGCCCCUGAGACUGACGCUGCGCGUGCCGCCCGAACAGAGGUCGAAGCUCGAGCUGCGAGGGCCACUGCGCUCGUCCACCUCGGGGAGCUGUCCGCCGCCGCACGAGCCCCGGUCUCCGAACCACUUGCGCCGAGUUCUUCCGGCACGCUCGAAGAGCUCCGCGACCCUGCGAACCGGCCCCAUGCAAGAUCGGCCGCUGGACCUUCAGGCAUCACCAACGAACACUUCCGCAUAUUGCUCGAGGACGUGCCGGCACCAGUCGUCUCGGCCAUCCGCGCGGGCCGCAUAGUCGCACUCCGCAAGCUCAAACGGCACAAAAGCUUGCAGCCGCUGCUGCCGUACGUCCGCCAAUUCUACGCUUCCGACAGCACGUACGUGUGGCAGGACGCUAGCGGACAGACCCACGAGGUGCGGCAGUCUGAGGGCAGCGAACAACACGACCCGCUUAUGCUCGCCCUCUACGCCAUCGCUCGAACCCAUCUGGACUGGCUGCUAUUGCACUACUGCGCAGCACCCCGGGCCAACUACCUCCUGCGGAACGUCCCGCCCGCACUCACAGCCCAGUUCGCUGCCGAACCUCGACGCCGCCCUUGCGACCAGACGGCGUGCCAUGCCUCCGUACCGACAGAGCCUGCUUCCCCACCCGCUGAACAACCAGCAUUGCCCACAGAGCUGCACCCACCAAGCGAUGCGGACGAGGCGCGCAUCCCGGAUGAUGCUGCCCUCGCUGAUGCUGCCUUUGUUGCCCGAAGGCGUGCGCAAUCGCGGGGGCCUGGGGGCCCAGGCAACGAAGCGGCAACGCACUCCCGCAUCGGAGAGCCCGCUGAGCCCAUACCUCCACCGGCCGCGCCGUUGGCAUCCGCGCCCACGGUCGGGGACGUGCGCGGGGCGGUGCUACACCCACCAACAUUUCGGCCGAUGCCCAAGUGCCAAUUGCAGCGCGCGAGCCCGCAGUGCGAUUGGACUUCACACAAGGCGAGCUGCGGGUCGCCAACGUCGAAGCAGGCGUGCGUCGCGGCCAGCAGCAGCGGCCAGCGCCACCCGGGCGCGCUCACGGCUGAGCCGCUGGCACCGGGCAAUGCCGACACCCUCAUUGAACUCCGUGAUCCGGAUCGGCGGCCGCCUGCAGCACAAGUGCCUCUCUCGGACGCUGUGCUCACCCAUAGGCCGGUCGCAGCCUGCCCAUUGCCCGCGACCGUGUUGCUGGGCUGCCUGCGAGGUGCGCGCCGAGGGUCGGCGGCCGGCCCUUCCGGAGCUACCAACGAACACAUGCGCUUGGAUGACCCAGCUGACUGCGCACUGCUCCAUCAAGCUGCCGAGCGCUUGGCCAACGCAGACGUGCCAGAGCAGGUCCUCCAGGCUCUGCGCCUUGGGCGCAUGGUUGCGCUGCGUAAGCCCAGCGGCCGUGUGCGGACACUGGUCGUAGGCGACGUCUGGCGCAGCAUUUUGCCGCCGCCUUCCAAGAAGCGGACCUCGAUGAGGGCCUGGUAUGGGCGCCGCCGUAGGACACGGAACACCUUACUCUACAUGUUCUACGCGUAUGUGGCCAUCGUGGUCGCCUUGCCUCAACAGGACGUGUCGAACUUGCACACUUUGGCACGUGACCUUGAAGUACGUGAUGAGGCAAAAGCAGCACCAGCCCGUGGCAAAGGCCUCUUGCAGACAACUCGUGGGGAGCGAAACCACUCACAGCCCUUCAGCGAGGCAACCUUUCUCAUGGAAAAAGUGGUGGGCAUGGGCACCGGCACUGCAAGCACCUCCGUCUGGCUGAUGGUGUUUGGCCUGGCCGCCACAUGUUUCGCGCUCUACACCUGGCUUCCAUCGAAAUCCAAGGGUACUGCCGAGCAGCUCGUAGUCGAUGGGAAGAGCGAGGAGGCCCAGGAGGCACCGGCACCUGAGGUGCUCGGCGAAGCUCUCCAGCAGGGAGAAGCGGCCAUGCAAGAUUUCGAGUCUUUGGCGAAGACGCUGGCGCAAUCUGUGGCGCACAGGAUCGGCCCAAAGCUCGCGAAGGGACAGGCAGUGCAGGGCAUUCUGGAGUCACGCUUGUACCAGUUCCCAGACAAGGCGAAAACGUUUCUCUUGAAUGAGCUCAACAGCACAGCCGGAGCUGUCAUGCGGGCCAUUGAAGCUGAAGAAGCCAUGAUCUUGUUGGAUUUGGACAAGGCCCUCUCCUCCAACUUUCCACCAAUGUCAAUGCUCCUGGCUGGCUUGAUAUCACCAACGCUGCUCAACAUCUCCAUGUCGGCACUGCGCAUGCAAAACACAUUGGUCGUUUUGCCGGUCCUGUUGUUGCACGGGCCUCCGCGCUUGAAUGCUAUCGUGGAGGAACGGGGGACAGUUCUGAGGCUCAAUCCCGACGAUGACCAUGUGGGCGUGCUUCCCGCUCUGUGUUUGAUGCAGGUCUAUGCAGGCGUGUGCGAGCAUCGAAACUUGGAGAUGUCCGGCUCUAUGCGAAGGGCUCUGCGUGGCCUGGGGAUGGCAGCAGCCGGCGUGUCCAUGGCGGGUGCAGCUCAGGCGGCCCACCUCAGGUGGAGGUACCGCUGUCCAGGAGAACCACCUGGAGAGCGUCAUGGCCAUGCAGGUCGCAAUUAUGAUGGAAAGCCCUUGAAGCUCCUCUUCGUGGGUGACUCCAUCGCCGUCGGUGUUGGUGCAAAGAUUGCAGCUCCUUUGCAAGCUGCAUGUGCAGAGCGGUUGGCUAAGAUCCAACGGCGACCUGUGGAAUGGAGCACAAUUGCAGCAAAUGGUGCAGAUGUACGUGAGCUCCAUGCUUUGGUCGAUGAAGACCACAGCUUUGAUAUUGCCGUGGUUUUGUGUGGAGUCAACGAUGGCAAGAAGUUUCUACAAGGCCGAUGGCCUUCGCAUUUUCGCGAAGACCUGGCUGCCUUGUGUGGCACUUUGAGGAAAGCUGCUCCAGAGAGUGUGAUCACCGUUCCACAACUCCUUGGUCACGUUCAAGCCCCUUUGUUUCAGCAGUGGCCAAUGUGCCAUUUGGUGGAUGCACUUUUCGGCCAGUUCGAGGCACAAAAGACACUACUCGAAGCCACUGGAGCUGUCAGGGCACUGUCUGCAGACUCCGCAAUGCCAGUGCUUCAAGCAGACGCGCGUUGGUGGUCUGUGGAUGGCGUUCAUCCAUCAGGGGAAGGCUACCGCAAAUUGGGCGAGUGGUUGGCCCCAUUGCUCGACAAAGUCCACAGUCCUCAGUUGGUGGAGUAG
Symbiodinium sp. CCMP2592 is the source of this 6747-nucleotide messenger RNA. The record is from the annotation of a GenBank genome assembly. Lineage: Eukaryota; Dinophyceae; Suessiales; Symbiodiniaceae.